Messenger RNA from Xylaria bambusicola, 680 nucleotides. RefSeq lists its product as uncharacterized. The coding region runs from base 257 to 592 and encodes 111 amino acids. The transcript has 3 exons. The record is from RefSeq and is a predicted model, not a curated record. Lineage: Eukaryota; Fungi; Ascomycota; Sordariomycetes; Xylariales; Xylariaceae.
UCGAGCGGCACAGCAGUACCUGAUAUCCUUUGAUGCAGUGAAAACAGUAACAAUGUAGAAGUGAUGAUCAGGCCAGUGAGCCAAUAAUCUAUAUCUGGAAGCUCUAGCAACUCUGGCGAAAAUAGAGGCUGAGUUGGGAAAGUGAACCAACCCUGGCCAACUUGCAAUACUUAAAGGAGGCCAUAUUCCCCUGAACUCUGUUUAACACAACCAUUUCCAUUCUAUAUAUUCUAAGUCCGUUAUAAUACGCAACAACAUGAAGCUCUCUACUCUUGCACUACCGGCUCUUAGCGUCAUUGGUACCUCUACGGCCGCCCAAUGGGGUCUAUACGCCGUCGAUAACCGUGGCUUCUUCCUCAGUGGCGGCGACAAUGUCAUCGAGGGACUUCCCGCUUUCUUAGCUUGGUGCGUGCAGGUCGGCGGUCUCUGCUACAACAUCGACGGCGCUUCCAGUAUCAGCUUUAGCAACCCUUUGCUUACAACCUCCUGGACUUUCACACAGAGUGCCAACGGAGUGAAAGCCACCGCUACCCUGAACGGUUGGAACGGGGCUGGGGGCGAGAAGGUCUGGAUGACGCCCACUAAGAAUUAAGUUGGGUUGAUGCUGGGUCUGAACGGACUCCGGGCCUCUAGUGUGUAGCUCAUAUGGUAGAAAUUAGGAGACUUAAGGCUUUGAAGAC